UAGAAACCAACCCACUCAGAGAAAACUGGGGGCAGAGCCUCCCUUCGGGGUUAUUAUUGACACAAACUGGACCUAGAAGAAAAAAAAGGAACCAUCUAAUAGCCAUCAUGAAGUUUGUACGCUUUAUAAUGAAAAACGCCGCGUUGGCCAACGCGCCGAAGCACAUCGAGCAUUUCUCCAAAUUCUCUCCGUCUCCGCUCUCCAUGAAGCAAUUCAUCGAUUUCGGUUCCAUCAAUGCCUGUGAAAAGACAUCCUUUGUCUUUUUGAGGCAGGAACUCCCCGUGAGACUCUCCAACAUCAUGAAGGAGAUCAACCUCCUGCCAGACAAGCUGCUCACUACUCCCUCAGUUCAGAUGGUGCAGAGAUGGUAUAGUCAGAGUUUAAUGGAGAUCCUUCACUUCCUAGACAAGAAUCCAGAUGACCACAGAGUGCUUGCAGAGUUUGUCGAUGCUUUGGUUACCAUCAGAAACAGACACAACGACGUGGUGCCGACCAUGGCGCAGGGGGUCAUUGAAUACAAGGAGGUCUUUCCCCAGGAUGUGGUCACCAACCAGAACAUCCAGUAUUUUCUGGAUCGCUUCUACAUGAGUCGCAUCUCCAUACGAAUGCUGAUCAACCAGCACACUCUUGUGUUUGAUGGCACCACUAACCCAGUCCACCCAAACACAAUAGGAAGCAUUGACCCUCAAUGCAAUGUAGGAGAUGUAGUCCAAGAUGCCUUCCACAGUGCGAAGAUGUUGUGUGACCAGUACUACCUCCGCUCUCCUGAUUUGGUUCUGCAGGAAAUGAACCACAAGACGAAGAGUCACCCAAUAAGCAUCGUUUAUGUGCCCUCCCACCUUUAUCACAUGUUGUUUGAGCUUUUCAAGAAUGCAAUGAGAGCUACCAUUGAGACUCAUGAAAACAGGAACAACCUCCCACCCAUUAAGGUCAUGGUGUCUCUCGGUGGAGAGGACAUGUCAAUCAAGGUGAGCGACAGAGGCGGCGGCGUCCCGUUUCGCAAGAUCGAGAACCUUUUCAGCUACAUGUACUCCACAGCUCCUGCUCCACAGAUCAGCGACCACUCCAGCACACCGUUGGCUGGAUUCGGCUACGGCCUUCCCAUUUCUCGUCUGUACGCCAAGUAUUUCCAGGGGGAUCUGCACGUUUACUCGAUGGAGGGUUUCGGCACAGAUGCCGUCAUCUACUUGAAGGCUCUUUCCACGGACUCUAUCGAAAGGUUGCCAGUGUACAACAAAACCGCUCUGAAGAACUACAAAAUGUGCCAGGAGGCUGAUGACUGGUGCGUGCCCAGUAAAGAACCCUUAGAUCUGCGCAAAUACAAGGUGGCCUAGUCAGACCUUCGGACGCAGCCGCCGCUUUAAGACUACAAAGCAUGGAUUCUCCAUGAACCACGUCCUAGUAUUCCCAUGGGAUCGUCCGCCGAAGCAGACGAGCUUCUCGCACCUCCCAGAACCAGAGCAGAUUUCAGCCGGCGUCACCAGUAGCAUGUCAUUUCCAGCUUCUGUCAUUCAUUUUGGUUUCUGUCUGCAAUAGAGAAAUUAGACAAACUCAGAACUGCUACCAACAGGACAUUUAAAUAAAGUUACCAUGGAGACCUGGUGAAGCAGCCCGAGCGCUGCUGAAACGAGACUCGGCGGUAAAAGGUGGAGUCGUGUGCAGGUAGGGGGAGACGGAGGAGGGCACCCAGCGAGUUAUCGGGUGCCCGGAAAUGAGGGAGAAGUCGAGAGUAAGAGUGGACAGAAGAAGAAGAGGAAGUUGAAAGAGAUCCAGCA
Molecule: messenger RNA, 1775 nt
Organism: Poecilia latipinna (sailfin molly)
Lineage: Eukaryota; Metazoa; Chordata; Actinopteri; Cyprinodontiformes; Poeciliidae
Gene: pdk2a
Product: pyruvate dehydrogenase kinase 2a
Exons: 11
Coding region: 108-1334 (408 amino acids)
Biological process (GO): protein phosphorylation; regulation of glucose metabolic process
Cellular component (GO): mitochondrion
Molecular function (GO): pyruvate dehydrogenase (acetyl-transferring) kinase activity
Source: RefSeq, a predicted model, not a curated record